Messenger RNA from Cucumis melo (muskmelon), 1217 nucleotides. RefSeq lists its product as uncharacterized. Bases 177 to 938 code for a protein of 253 amino acids. The record is from RefSeq and is a predicted model, not a curated record. NCBI's taxonomy places the organism in Eukaryota, Viridiplantae, Streptophyta, Magnoliopsida, Cucurbitales, Cucurbitaceae. The transcript has 7 exons. Gene Ontology annotation, molecular function: mRNA binding.
UUUUUUUUUCUUUCCAAAAUACCCCUUCUUUUUCCUUUGGGAAAUAGAAAGUUGGGGUAACCUGAAUCCAAAAGUUCUCAAACUUGUUUUAAUUUGUAAAUUUUUGUAGUGCCCUGCCGGCAAAGCUCUCCAUUCCCAGAUUGAAAAUCGGACCAUUUUCUUAAUUGUCGUUGGCCAUGGCGGGUCCUUCCUCGGCUCCUUCAUCAGCUUCUUCCUCUUCAGCUUCCCAAUUUACGUAUUCAAACGGUUCUUACUUCCCUUUACCUUUCCAUCUCCAGCAGUCUGCUCCAGCGCCCGCACCCCCCCAGUAUCCCUCUCCCUAUGUCGCUCCUCCAGGUCCUCCGCCAGUUCCCCUGCCCGUCGCACCUGUUUAUCCUGCUCCCGCUCCGCCUCCGGCGGUCUAUACUCUCCCUCAGUACCAGCAGGCCCAACAAUUGUUUCAAAGGGAUGCUCAAACCAUAACACCGGAAGCUCUUGAGAGUGUUAAAGCUGCUCUUGCAAGUAGUGAGAUCGAGCAUAAAGCAGAAACAAAAAAGAAAGCUAUUCCUCGCAAAGCUGCCGGGCAAUCUUGGGAGGAUCCAACUCUUGCUGAGUGGCCUGAAAAUGAUUACCGUCUAUUUUGUGGUGAUCUUGGCAAUGAAGUGAAUGAUGAUGUACUCUCUAAAGCAUUCUCACGAUUUCCUUCAUUUAACAUGGCAAGAGUUGUUAGAGAUAAGCGAACUGGUAAAACCAAGGGCUAUGGAUUUGUUAGCUUCUCCAAUCCUACCGACCUUGCUGGAGCACUUAAAGAAAUGAAUGGCAAGUACGUCGGAAAUAGGCCGAUAAAACUAAGAAAGAGCAAUUGGAAGGAGAGGACAGACUAUGAAGCCCUAGGAAGACACAAGAAUCACACACAAAAGAAAUCAAAGCUUCCAAAGAAGAGUAUCUUGCACAAGUAAAGGUAGUAACUGAUGGAGCCUUUCUGUUCUCUGUUCCAACUCUUUCGAAAUUAAAGUGAUUAUGCAUUAGAGAGGAGGAUGUUUACUUUGAAGGAAUAGAUCUUGUAAAGUGUUGUGCAUUCUCCAUUUUCUUUGGAAAUUUAGUGAAGAAAUGGAGAAUUAGUUCUGUUUGAAAAAUCGUAGUUAACCAACUGGUUGGACAUUACUCUUGUAACGGGAAGUGGCCGGGUUCAAAUCACAAGUCACGUGAAAGUGAAACGAUAUAACUAUUCUUGACCA